Molecule: messenger RNA, 1335 nt
Organism: Gasterosteus aculeatus aculeatus (three-spined stickleback)
Lineage: Eukaryota; Metazoa; Chordata; Actinopteri; Perciformes; Gasterosteidae
Source: RefSeq, a predicted model, not a curated record
UUGGUGAACGGUACAGAACAUAAAUUGCUUUAGUUGAAUUAGUUCCUUUUAAAAAGGGAACCUCAUGAGGACUGAGGGGAGAUCACGUGAAAGGAGGAAGUAACAAACGUGUUGUGGUGAAAAACAUACUUACAAGAGAAGAUUCAGGAAACACUUUCAAACUCAGUCUGCUCCGUCCAACUGUCGCUCUACUGGACUUCACCCUCGACGACAUGAACGAGAUUAGAAUUGUAAUAUUGGGACAGACAGGAGUUGGGAAAAGCAGCCUGGCUAACACCAUAUUAGGAGAGAAACUGUUCCAGAUCAGCCACUGUCAAACAGAAACCAGAUGUGUCGAUGGAAGAGGCGUCACCUUGAUCGACACUCCUGGUUUGUUUGACACGGGUCGACGUGAUGAGAAGCUGAAGGCUGAAAUAGUGAAGUGCAUCACUCCGGGACUUCAUGCUUUUAUCAUAGUGUUUAAGGUGAGGAGAUUCAAACAUCAGGAGCAGGAAGUGAUCUAUAAAAUCAACCGAUGCUUCUCUGAAGAAGCUUUUAAGUAUGCAACAGUCGUCUUUACUCAUGGUGGCAAGCUCGAGGAAGGACAGACCAUUGAGCAAUAUUUCCACAACAAUCAGCUUGUGAGUGAUCUGAAGAAGAAGUGUGGAGGCCGCUGCCACGUCGUUGAUAACAAAUACUGGAAGAACAACCAGCCGGAUGAUUACAGGAGCAACCAUUUCCAAGUGAAGCAGCUGAUGAAGACCAUCAAUCACAUGAUUAAAGUAAACAAAGGAAGGUGCUGCACCAACGAGAUUCUAGAAGCUGUGGAGGCACUGACACAAGAGGAGGAGGAAAAGAUAAGACAGUGUGGAAUAUUAUAAACUGAGAUGUUCUGUUUAGCACAACACCUUUUCUUUUAAUAAAUUCUUUUGAUUUUCACUUUUCAAUCCAAUAUGUCUUCUGUCCGUCCGGAGUUUCUUCAUUUUUGAAAAUAGCAGUUACCAGGAAAACAUGACAGUAUACGAUACCGCUAAGGAACAUGUCCCACCUCCUUUAAACAACAUGGAAUCUUUAACCAUUGAGAUGAUGGUGUUUGUAUGUAACAGGUUGAACUUCUUGCGUGAGCUUUCUUCUAUUUUCUGACUCUUUUCUAAAGUGUGUUGCAACAGCUGCAGAGCAAAGUGCUUCCUGACUGAAUGAAAGUUCAAUCUUUUCUUAUUUUUAGUACAAAGUGCCUGAUAUGUUGUUUCUUAAGUGUAUUAUCAACUGUGGCAAAAAAAACACAAAUAUAAUGUUGUUUCAACAUCUUGCACCAACAUCUUUACAAAAUGUUGUAAUCAAACUAGCAUUAAUAGU